AUGUGCAGAGACAGUAAUACUCCCUCUCUCCACACUUGCUACCGUCCCUCCUCUCUUCAAUCUAAACACACAAACAAUUUCCACACAAUUAACAACACACCUUCAAUACACGAACCUAAUCUGUUCAAACCCCCACCUUCCUCCUCUCGCCACUGUCCAUCACCCUCAUCAUCAGACAAGCCCCUCCGAUUGCCCCUUCAGGAUGUCUACAAGAUUGGAGGAAUUGGAACUGUGCCUAUGGGACGUGUUGAGACUGGUGUCAUCACACCUGGAAUGGUGGUCACUUUUGCUCCAUCUGGACUAUCAACUGAAGUCAAGUCUGUUGAGAUGCACCAUGAAGCUCUCACGGAGGCCCUUCCCGGUGACAAUGUUGGGUUUAAUGUUAAGAAUGUUGCUGUUAAGGAUCUCAAGCGUGGUUUUGUUGCCUCUAACUCCAAGGAUGACCCAGCCAAGGAGGCUGCUAACUUUACCUCUCAAGUGAUCAUCAUGAAUCACCCUGGUCAGAUUGGAAAUGGCUAUGCCCCUGUUCUUGACUGCCAUACCUCAUACAACUGCCACCUUAGACCACCAGACCUCUUCUGCAGAUCCACGCCGCCAUGA
Messenger RNA from Vicia faba (fava bean), 600 nucleotides. NCBI's taxonomy places the organism in Eukaryota, Viridiplantae, Streptophyta, Magnoliopsida, Fabales, Fabaceae. The record is from the annotation of a GenBank genome assembly.